AUGCCUACCUCUUCAACUUCUUCCUUAGAGGCUUUGUUGAGGGAGUAUUUGGUUAAGAAUGAAACUAAGAAAAAUAGCUUGGAAGUUGUUGUGCAAAGUAUUCCUGCAUCUUUGAGGAAUAUAGAAUCCCAACUAGGCCAUUUAGCAAAUACUAUAAAUAGCAGACCCCCUGGUACCCUGCCUAGUAACACUAAGGAGCCUAGGAGAAAUAAUGAGCAAUGUCAUAUGAUAGAGCUCAGAAAUGGCAGAUCGGUGCAUCAGCCAGAAGCUGUGUCACCUAGAGCCCAAGACAGCCCUCAAGGGGCUGUAAAUAGUGAUCAUCUGCCUACUCUGGUCGAACCAGAAAUUCAGACUCAACCAGACCCGUCUUUAGGGACUAUUUCCAUGGAAAAGUCCAUUCCCAAGGGUCAAGCACCCAAGUCAAAUGUUGAGACACCAGCUGCCUCAAACAUACCCCCACCACCUUUUCCUCAAAGGUUACAAAAAAAGAAGCAAGAUAAUCAAUUUAGGAAAUUUUUAGACCUCCUAAAACAGUUGCAUGUCAAUAUUCCAUUUGUGGAUGCAUUAGAACAAAUGCCCACUUAUGUGAAAUUCAUGAAAGAAAUUCUUUCAAGAAAAAGGAGGCUAGAAGAAUUUGAGACUGUUGCUCUUACACAAGAGAGCAGUCAAAAUUUGCUUAGCAAGAUACCUCCUAAAUUAGGAGAUCCAGGAAAUUUUACAAUCUCAUGCACCAUAGGAGACCAUUACAUAGGCAGAGCAUUGUGUGAUUUAGGUGCUAGUAUCAAUUUAAUGCCUCUGAGUGUGUACAAAAAGCUAAAAGUAGGAGAGCCUAAUCCCACCACUGUCACUUUACAGUUGGCUGAUAGGUCCCUAGUUUAUCCUGAAGGGAAAGUAGAGAAUGUCUUGGUAAAGGUAGAUAAAUUCAUUCUACCUGCUGACUUUAUUAUUUUUGACUAUGAGGAAGACCGAGAGGUGCCUAUAAUUUUAGGAAGGGCUUUCUUAGCCACUGGUGGGGCUGUAAUAGAUGUUAAAGAAGGUGAAUUGGCCAUGAAUGUGAUGGUGAGCAAGUAA
Molecule: messenger RNA, 1071 nt
Organism: Gastrolobium bilobum
Lineage: Eukaryota; Viridiplantae; Streptophyta; Magnoliopsida; Fabales; Fabaceae
Exons: 2
Coding region: 1-1071 (356 amino acids)
Source: RefSeq, a predicted model, not a curated record